CUUCUCCUUCUAACAACCAUUGAUCUCCAGCGUAGCUAGCACCAGGAAGUAGAAAGGAACUCACCUUUCAGUUCAGGCUACCAUGGGCAAGAUGUGCUGCAACAACGAGUCCGAGGAGGAGGCGGGCUUCAGCUUCAUGGGGCUUCUCGUCGCGGCCGUCAUCGCCUUGGUGAUGAUGCUCCUCUGCACGCCGCCACGCCGGCGCUCCGUCACCAUCUACCCGUGCUGCUGA
Lolium rigidum is the source of this 232-nucleotide messenger RNA. RefSeq lists its product as uncharacterized. The record is from RefSeq and is a predicted model, not a curated record. The coding region runs from base 83 to 232 and encodes 49 amino acids. NCBI's taxonomy places the organism in Eukaryota, Viridiplantae, Streptophyta, Magnoliopsida, Poales, Poaceae. The transcript has a single exon.